CUGUAAUCUGUCUGCGUAGGGUGUGCUCCGGAGCUAGCCUCGGCACACUUUUUAUUAUUAUGAAACAAACCAAAAACUAGAGAGCACACGCAGACAUAUUUUUAUAAGAAAAAAAAAUAAAUCGGUGAAGCAGGAUUUAAUUUGCCUACCCAAGCAAACGCGAAAAAAAAAUAAAAUAAAACAAACAAACCGCUGCCCUGAAACGGAACGAGCAGAACGUCGUUAGCAAGCUACCUGUACUAGCGUCAUUGUUGAGAGCGUGGGUAAAUAUCGUUUGCCUGUGGAAUUUUUAUUUCUUCAUUUAACGGAUUUGUUCGUCCUGAUUAUUACGUAACACUAUUUGUUUCUUACUCUGUGAGAAAUUGAGCUUUCUCAGUAACCGUGAAGAAGCUGAAGUUUAAAAAUUGUAUUUUUUUUCCGAGCCGUACUGGGUACUAGGCCACGCUCCGACAUUUUGCCCAUCACGCUACGUAGCACACGUUGUUAGUGUUUUUCCCACGCUCGUUUUUUAAGGCCAAAAAGAAGACUUGGACUCCCAUUUUUUCUUCCCCCGCGUCGACUGACGGUCACGAUUAAAACGAAUUUACACAUUUCUGAAAACGUACGCAGCCGAAGAUGAAUCCCAGCGCGCCCAGCUACCCAAUGGCCUCUCUCUACGUAGGAGACCUGCACCCGGACGUUACUGAGGCCAUGCUGUACGAGAAGUUCAGCCCGGCCGGACCCAUCCUCUCCAUCAGGGUGUGCAGAGACAUGAUCACCCGCCGGUCGCUUGGCUAUGCCUAUGUUAACUUCCAGCAACCAGCGGAUGCUGAACGAGCCUUGGACACAAUGAACUUUGACGUGAUCAAGGGUAGGCCUCUUCGCAUCAUGUGGUCUCAGCGUGACCCCUCAUUGAGGAAGAGUGGAGUGGGCAACAUCUUCAUCAAGAACCUGGACAAGUCCAUUGACAACAAGGCCCUGUACGACACAUUCUCUGCGUUCGGAAACAUCCUCUCCUGCAAGGUGGUUUGUGAUGAGAAUGGCUCAAAGGGUUACGGCUUUGUGCACUUUGAGACCCACGAAGCAGCUGAGCGUGCCAUUGAGAAAAUGAACGGCAUGUUGCUCAAUGACCGAAAAGUGUUUGUCGGACGUUUCAAAUCCCGCAAAGAGAGGGAGGCUGAGCUCGGUGCACGUGCCAGAGAGUUUACCAACGUUUACAUCAAGAACUUUGGCGAGGACAUGGAUGACGAGAAGCUGAAAGAGUUGUUUGGCAAAUAUGGGCCUGCACUCAGUGUCCGAGUUAUGACUGAUGAAAGUGGCAAAUCCAAGGGAUUUGGUUUUGUGAGCUUCGAGAGACAUGAAGACGCACAGAAGGCUGUUGACGACAUGAACGGCAAAGAACUGAAUGGCAGGCAGGUGUACGUGGGUCGUGCACAGAAGAAAGGAGAGCGUCAGAACGAACUCAAACGCAAAUUUGAGCAGAUGAAACAGGAUCGCAUGACCAGAUACCAGGGUGUUAAUCUAUACGUGAAGAAUUUGGACGAUGGCCUGGAUGAUGAGCGUCUGCGCAAAGAAUUCUCUCCAUUUGGUACAAUAACAAGUGCAAAGGUAAUGAUGGAGGGUGGUCGCAGUAAAGGGUUUGGCUUCGUGUGUUUCUCCUCCCCAGAGGAGGCCACCAAAGCUGUGACAGAAAUGAACGGCCGUAUUGUGGCUACAAAGCCUCUGUAUGUGGCUCUGGCUCAGAGGAAGGAGGAGCGUCAGGCCCAUCUAACCAACCAGUACAUGCAGAGGAUGGCCACCGUGCGUGCCGUACCCAACCCUGUUCUCAACCCGUAUCAGCCCGCCCCAACUCCAGGCUACUUCAUGGCUGCUAUACCACAGGCUCAGAAUCGUGCUGCAUAUUACUCUGCCAACCAGUUGGCCCAGCUCCGCCCCAGCCCCCGCUGGGCAACUCAAGGAGUACGUCCUCAACACUUCCAGAACAUGCCAAACGCCAUGCGCCCAUCAGCACCCAGGCCUCAGGCCUUCAACACCAUCCGCGCUGCCACCACCGCCAACACCCAGGUCCCUCGCAUGAUGGCUUCACAACGCAUGCCGACUCAGGCGCUCAGCCAGCGCCCUGCCGGCGCGUCGGCCACUGCCGCCCCGGUACGAGCCAUGCCUCAGUACAAAUACGCUGCCGGUGUGCGCAACCCUCAGCAGCACAUGGCCUCCCAGCCACAGGUCCCCAUGCAGCAACCCGCGGUCCAUGUCCAAGGUCAGGAGCCCCUGACGGCCUCCAUGCUGGCUGCUGCACCUCCUCAGGAACAGAAGCAGAUGCUGGGUGAGCGUCUGUUCCCUCUGAUCCAGAACAUGCAUCCCAGUCUGGCGGGUAAGAUCACCGGGAUGCUUCUGGAGAUCGACAACUCUGAGCUGCUUCACAUGCUGGAGUCACCUGAGUCACUGCGCUCCAAGGUUGAUGAGGCUGUCGCCGUGCUUCAGGCUCACCAGGCUAAAGAGGCCGCCCAGAAGUCAACCACCCCUGCUGGUGUCCCCAGCGUCUAAGAUUGAGCAUUUUGAAAUCUGCUUCACCGAUGGAAAAAGAAAAAAAACUUAAACAUCGAAAAACUUAAAACUCUGAAAACAUUGCAAAAUGAUAAAUUAUUUCUUAAAAAAAAGGAUUGACUUUGCCAGGUCUAGGAAAGAUUUGACUAGACCUUGAUCAUAAAUUUAAAAAACUUUGUUUAAAAAAAAUAGCAAAAUACAUAAAAUUGAAAUCAUAAAAUUGAACACAUUCCUGUUUUAUGUCAUUUUACUGUCAGUGCUCAGAAUAUCAGCCAAAUUCAGGGAGAUGGUUGCUGAGUAUUUUGAACAGAUUUGUAUGGUGAACUACUGGAUGAAUAAAUUGACAUUCAAAAAUA
This is a messenger RNA of Austrofundulus limnaeus, 2879 nucleotides long. RefSeq names its product polyadenylate-binding protein 1. The coding region runs from base 616 to 2523 and encodes 635 amino acids. The record is from RefSeq and is a predicted model, not a curated record. Gene Ontology annotation, molecular function: RNA binding. The transcript has 15 exons. NCBI's taxonomy places the organism in Eukaryota, Metazoa, Chordata, Actinopteri, Cyprinodontiformes, Rivulidae.